This is a messenger RNA of Sycon ciliatum, 5638 nucleotides long. RefSeq names its product microtubule-associated protein futsch-like. The record is from RefSeq and is a predicted model, not a curated record. Gene Ontology annotation, biological process: negative regulation of protein ubiquitination; negative regulation of Wnt signaling pathway. Gene Ontology annotation, molecular function: thioredoxin-disulfide reductase (NADPH) activity. Gene Ontology annotation, cellular component: nucleus. The transcript is spliced from 24 exons. Lineage: Eukaryota; Metazoa; Porifera; Calcarea; Leucosolenida; Sycettidae. Bases 288 to 4334 code for a protein of 1348 amino acids.
AAAACUAGAAAACGUAGAUCGAGAAGAGGUUGGUCCGAUACAUGCCCCUGCGAUGCCUCAGCCUGCCACGAUCACGAUAGUCUGUACUGCUGCUCGAGGAUGUCCUGACAAAACAUUUUUGUUUUGAUAAGGACCUGACAAAAUGCUUUGGGUCGCAGACAGCCCAGUGCAGUUGGUCUGUUUUCUCUUCACGAACUUCUUUUCCAGUCACUUCCACAACGUGGCAACCCUUUCCGAUUCUUUCGGAUUCUAGCGAAUAGUGUUCUCUCAUUCAAGCUGCUGCUGCGAUGGCGGUCGUCGCUAAGGUGGGCAGGAGGCUGCGGCGAACAGGAAAGGACGCUUACAAAUUCGAGUUUACAGCCCUAUGCGAGCAGUUGGAGCUGCAGCUAAAGCCCGAAGUCAAGAAAUGGUCACCGUACAAGCUACUGGUGACGUUCUCGCGAGCUCACCGCCGAGUGGAAACACCACCCGUGUUUUUCAAGUCUAUCAUUGAGUCUGGUCAGGAAGGCAACGCAUCGUGGAAUCCGCCGUCAGAGCUCACACUGCUUGUCACGCUCUAUCGGACUCCAGAUACAGUGAAAUUUGACGAGAAAGAGUACAAGUUUGAAAUUGUGAACAUCGGCAAGAAUGGUGAUGCCAAACUGUUGGCAGUGUUCUAUGCCGACAUGGCGCAGUACGUCAAGGAGGACGAAUCCGAGAGUGUGCUGAGUGUGAGCUUCAAGCCGUCCUCGGUGAAGAUUGCCAGUGCCACGCUGGAUAUCACCAUCAAGUCUCGCCUGGUCAAGAAGGGCAAGGCUGGUGAUGAAGACAUGCAGAGCACGGCGAGUCGCCUCAGCCAGAGCAACAUUCGGGACUUGGAUGAAGACCUGCCUGAGGAUGAGCUUGACGAGCCGGACAGGCCCAAGAUCUCCAAGGCAGAGGACAAGGAGAUGAAGAAGACGCUGGCGCACCUGUCGAACGAGCAGAAUGAUAAUCCCGAAGCAAAGAAGUCAGCGGUAGCCGACUGGCUCGGCGUUACACCAGAGGCUGGUAGUGGCAGUAUUGACGCAAUGCUGGAGGCCGACUCCAGGUUUGCCGAUGCCUCGCUGAUCAACCGCGACGGCGAGGUCGAGCCGGUACAGCGACUGCUCAAGUCGGCAGUGAUCGGUGUCUACUUUUCGGCCGAAUGGUGUCCGCCGUGUCGGGAGUUCGUGCCCAAGCUGAAAACGUUCUACACAUCACUGAAGGAGAAGGGAGCGAGUUUUGAGCUGCUCUGGGUGUCCAGUGACAAGAGCGAUCAAGCCAUGCAGCGCUACGCACGCACCAUGGAAAUGCCUUUCCUGAUCCUUCAGUACGACCACCAGCUUGGGACUGAACUACGCGACUCCUAUGAGGUUAACUCCAUUCCAACGCUGUGUUUUGUGGACGCGGUGGGAAACAAGAUUGAGCAUCAUGGUCGCCAGGCCGUGGAGAAAGCGGUGGAAGCCGGUACGGAGUGGAGCUGCUACAAUCUCCUGCUCUCAAAGGUCUCCAGCAGCGCCAUGCUGACCGGCGCCAAGCCACUCGAGUCGCCGGAGGCUACUGAUGGUGGCAAGCCGAACGUGACCCUGCCCGUCUGGGGAACGGAAGUCAUCGAGCGAAGCCGCAGUCCUCCACCACCACCGACCACAGCUGCAUCGGACCCGGCCACCGUUGCUGCAGAUAAGCACACGGCGGAGGACACGUCGGCGUCGUGCAACAUCAAACCCGAGGAUAGCCUCACAGCAGCAGGGGCUCUUCUGGCCGCUGCAACCAGCGUGGAUCAUGACUCACCGCUGCACGACUCGGACGCAAACACUGCAGCAGCAAUGACAGGGCGCGAGGCAGCGCAUAGCUAUGACUCCAUGGAGGCUCUCGACGGCACGGGCCAUUCUGCCCUGGGUCCAGAUGAGGGUAUUGUUGACCGUGUGGAACAGCCGGACCCAGUAGAGAUCACCGAGAGCAAAGAACCCGUGUCCACCGACAAAGUUGUUGCGGCUGCUGCUCCAUCACCCGCUGCACCGGACGCCAGUGCUACGCCAGCAAUGGACCAACAGCACGAAUCCACUAUUUCCACACCACAAACUGCUCCAGAACAAGAGGAUGUUGCCAAGAAGAAUGCGCCUGAACCGAGUAACACAACACAGGAAGCGAACACAGCUUCUGCACCGCAGCCUGUGGUGCAGGCGGCCUCCAGCAACGCAACUCCAGCCCCUGAGCAGAGCAGUGCACUGAAAACGACAGAAGCUGAGGCGAGCCCUCCUGCCCCUGAACCAGUGGCGGAGGAACCCAAAGAAGACAUUUCAACACGCUCAGCGGCAGAUGCCGCCCGCAGUGCUGCCGUUGCUGCGGCUGCAGCAGCAGCUGCAGUAGCUGAGAUAGCCGCUAUGGCCGAGUCCAUGUCAGAGCAGGCCGAUGCGCUCGCUGCUGUUGACGACAUCACCGGACUCAGCGACGAGGAAGAGAGUGGUGGUGGUGCUGGUGGGAGUGAGGAGAGCACAGCUGCGACUACAUUGGAUCUUGCGGCUGUUGUAUCUCAAGCUGCUCCAGUUGUUGAGGAAGAGCCCCGUCAGACUGUAGCCCCUGUAGUUGCUUCAGCCCCUGUAGUCACUACAUCCACUAUAGAGUCUUUAGCCCCUGUAGUCACUACAUCCACUGUAGAGUCUGCAGCCCCUGUAGUCACUACAUCCACUGUAGAGUCUGCAGCCACUGUAGAGUCUGCAGCUGCCAUGCAGAAUGAGCCAGAAACCACUGCAGACCCGGCAGCAGACACAGAGAAAGAUGACGAUGCUACGAAGGCGUCUACGGAUGGUGAGAACAGAGUGACGGAAACAGCCCCAACUGCACAGUCCGAUGAUACAGCAGGACAGGCAGCCGAACAACCACCAGCGGCUAGUCAGGAAGCCAGCAACGCAAUGCAAGCAUCCACCACGGCUACAUCAGCUCCUACUGCGGAGGCAGUUGCCGAGCCAAUGCACGCAGAAGGGCCACAACCCCAGGCAGAAUCCAAGCCCGAGGACAACGCACCGCCGUGCUCGGCCGAAGAUGCGGCUUCCAACGCAGUCGCGGCCGCAGCUGCUGCAGCGUCCGCCGUGGCUGAGAUUGCCAUCGUGGCCGAAUCCAUGUCGGAGCAAGCGGAGGCACUUGCCACUUGCAUCGCCAAUGACGACAUCGACGUUGCCCGGCACAGCGAGGACGAAGCGGAGAACACUGAGCCGUGCGGCGGUGGUGUUAGCGGAUACGACGAGGAUGAUGAGGGCGAUGACAGCAAUGUUGACUAUGAUGACGAUGACGAGGAGGAUGAUGACUAUACAGGCGAGGAGGAGACAGCUAAUGGCUCGGCUGCGGCGGAGGACGUCACGUCACCGAAGAAAGGCGGCCUCUUGCAGGGCGUGAAGAGUAUUGUGAAGCGGCAGGAUAAGGAACAUAAGGAAGAACAGAAAGCGGAGAAGAAAGCGGAAAAGAAGGCGGAGAAGAAGGCGGAAAAGAAGGAAGAAAAGAAAGCAGAGAAGACUGCCAAGUCACCCGCCUUACAUCACUCUCAAAGCGAAGCGUCAAUGGUAUCAGCCGGGGAUAAGGAACAUAAGGAAGAACAGAAAGCGGAGAAGAAAGCGGAAAAGAAGGCGGAGAAGAAGGCGGAAAAGAAGGAAGAAAAGAAAGCAGAGAAGACUGCCAAGUCACCCGCCUUACAUCACUCUCAAAGCGAAGCGUCAAUGGUAUCAGCCGGGCCCAUGGCCGCGGCAACUAACAGUGGUCACGCCAAGGAUAAGAAGGGGCUGCUAGACCGUUUGAAGAUCACCAACACGCAAAUGGAGGCACUACUGGAGGAGAACAGACAGCUGAAGGAGGAGAACGAAGACCUGAUUGAGGAGAACCAGACGCAGGUGGAUAGGAUCGAUGAGCUACAGAUGCUGGUCCAGGACUUGAGACAAGAGGCGGAGAUCGCGGAAGCGGAGAAAUCCAAGCUGGAGAAGCAGAUCACCGAGCUCAACGUCCAGCUGUCUCUCAAAGGCUGGCUGUCCAAGCGAGGUGCCGUAGGGCCGACGAAGAACGUCUUCAGGCGGCGCUACUUCGAGCUCGGAUCAGAGGGCAUUUUGAAUUAUUACAGAGAGACCGAUGACGUUAAUCCGAAAGGCACGAUAGACCUGAACACAAUGUCCGGCGUUCAGGAACAGAUGCCCGAGCAUCAGGUGGACGCGGAGGCCGCCGUCUUCAAGCUCGUAACCCAGUCCAGAACGUACGAGCUGAUGGCCAGGGAUCGAGCCACCAUGAACCGGUGGAUCAAUGCCCUAGAUACAUACCACAGCAUGCUGAAGUCCAAGAGCAAGAAGGGCUGAGUGCCUGUGCUUGGUGUCACUGCUGUGCAGUGCUCUAGCACAGGCAUGACUGCCAUUGCACACCUAAGUUGAUUCCAUUACCAUUUCGAACUAGAUUCUAUUGACUGCACAGAGCUGUGCUCCAAAGAGGUUCACUGAGAUUCGUUUUUACGCAGAGAUUUAUCUAUCAGCAGUGCACGUUCAUGUCCGAGUGUCUCUCAGUCGGUCUAGUCAAGGCUGAGUGCGAGCGCAGAUAACGCCAGGACUCGCAGCAGCUAGCCGGCUGUUGCUUCUGGCCCGUCCGCUGUGCCACGGCUUUCGCCCGGCAAUGUGGCCGUGUGCUCUCAUGCUUGUAGGGCAGUGAUCACGGCAUGGUUGGUAACGGAUGUGCGGCACACAAAGCCAUGACAAGCCUGUUCGCUGGAUUGCCCUACCGUUUACAAUACUGGCACUAGCCACCGGCCUUCCCAACCCUGACUGUUUCCGGCGUGCAUUGGCAUCAUUUUAGCGGUAUAUUCUUAUCAUUGUUAUGGACUGGUUGUAGAGCAAUCAGCAUGUUCUUUCAUAGUGUGCAGCGUUCUGUUAUUCAACAGUACCACCAAGAAGUGGCAAGAGCCCAUAACUCUGGGGGUUAUGGACUCUUGCCUCUUGGUACCACUCAAGGGGGAAGCCCUCAAGGGAAAAUCCCUUUUCCAGGAUCUCUAUAUGAGUGCUGCGUACUCUGCCCAAAAUGGGUACCCUGGAUGUUACCAAUUGUACAUGGUAAACGUUCUGUACAGGUUAUUAUUACUCUUGAUGACGUGUAACUGCAUGACUGCGGCCUGGCUGCAUAUUCAUCCGUUCACCAUGUACAUAGCACUACAAUGAAUUUGCUGUCUCACAUGGAGACUCUGACUAUGGUAUACUCAAUUACUACUUUGCAGAGUCCUGGCACUUUAUUUUCUCAUGCAGAAUUCCUCCUUGAUCGCUGCUGCAGAUGAUCUGUUCUUGUAGAUUUUGACUUGCCGAUCAGCCUCAGUACAUGUAGAUCAGGGAGUCGUAAAAUACCGGUAUUUUACGACUCCCCGAUGUAGUCAUGUACAUUCUAUUCACUAUUGACUAUUGUGAUUGGAUUUCCAAUACCCGAUGAUCUUGUUUGCUCCAUUUUCAACAACCAUUUCCUUCAAAUCUCUUUCAAGCGGAUAUCAAACUCCGUAUUUACCCAGAGUCUCUUUUUCUGCAUGUGUAAUAAUGUUUUUGAAAUUAUAUUUCCUACCUUUGAAAUUGAACACAUGACGACUCCCUGUCCUGGGACAUUUCUAUGUUAUUCUUCCUCUGGCACUUUG